AUGCCCUUUGUCGAUCACAAUAAAUACAAGAUUCAGAGGGAGGAUUUGCCAGCCCUUCCCCAUUUCACAGAUUUUAACGACCCCCGCUUCUGUGGGACCAACAACAAACAGAAGAAUGGUAUACUUGCGUACUACCAGUGGCUUCACUGUGUUGGAAACUGGGGAGAGGAACAUUCCAUGUGCAAGAAGAUGCGGUGGUACGUGGAACGCAUGAUGCAGGAGGUUUGGUUGGAAAAAUGGGAGGAGAAGCGUGCUCUAGGACAUUUUGAUCACGUUCUUCUGUACGGUGUUAAACCGUGGAAAGACUUUGAGCCGUUGUACCAACCUGUAAAGACAAACCGCAAGGGCGCCUACGAGUUCUGGCUGGACCGCGACUUUGAACCACUUUAUGAUGCCGAUGCUUCGGAUUUCUGCGAAAAAGCACCGAUUCUCCAUGACAUUUUUGUCAAGGGGAAGAAACCCGUAUAUGAUGAGUAG
Messenger RNA from Trypanosoma brucei brucei TREU927, 477 nucleotides. Its product is annotated as cytochrome C oxidase subunit VI, putative. Gene Ontology annotation, cellular component: respiratory chain complex IV; mitochondrion. NCBI's taxonomy places the organism in Eukaryota, Euglenozoa, Kinetoplastea, Trypanosomatida, Trypanosomatidae. The record is from RefSeq and is a predicted model, not a curated record. The transcript has a single exon. The coding region runs from base 1 to 477 and encodes 158 amino acids.